AUGCCUGUCGCAUUAACAGUCAAGAAGAUAGACGGGAAGCCAGGAAAGGUGUACUACCCCCUCCAACUCAAAGAAGUACCCAAGCCCUCUCCUGGCCCAAAGGAAGUCCUCAUUCGCCUCAAUGCCGCGGCCCUGAACCACCGUGACCUUUUCGUCCGCCAGCAACUCUACCCGGGCAUCUCUUUCGAGCACCCUCUCCUGGCAGACGGCCACGGGACGCACGAGGCUGGGACGCACACCCGGACGGGCCUGAAGAUAUCAAGAAAUAUAGGAAGCGUCAUUGGCGGAACUGCAAUGUACGAUGCGGGAACUGCACAGGAGUACAUAGUCUGCAGCGAGGAAGACGUCGAGAUCGCGCCAGAGCACCUGUCAGCCAUCGAGGGAGCAGCGCUUCCGCUCGUGGGCCUCACGGGCUGGAGGGCCCUGGUGACCAAGACGGGGGAGAACGCGAGCCGUGGCCGCAACAUUCUUAUCACGGGGAUUGGUGGGGGUGUUGCUCUACAAGUGCUGCAGUUUGCCGUCGAGCUUGGCUGCAAUGCGUGGGUCACGAGUGGUGACAAGGCCAAAAUCGAGAAAGCCGUGAAGCUGGGCGCCAAGGGCGGCGUGUCGUACCGGGACAAGGACUGGGACAAGCAGCUGCAAAAAGCCCUGCCAAAGGAGAGACCUUUCUUAGAUGCCGUCAUCGACGGGGCUGGCGGAGACAUCGUCGCGAGGGCGACCAAGCUGCUCAAGCCGGGAGGCAUCAUUUCCCAGUACGGCAUGACCACCGCGCCGACCAUGCCGUGGGGUAUGCAAGCCGUCUUGAAGAACGUCGAAUUGCGAGGCAGCACCAUGGGUUCGAGGGCGGAGUUUAGGGACAUGGUGGCCUUCGUCAGGGAACGGCCGCUCCUGAAACCCGUGAUAAGCCGGGUGGCAAAAGGCUUGAAGAAUUUGGACGGCAUCGACGAGCUCUUCGCCGACAUGAAGGACGGCAAGCAGUUUGGCAAGUUGGUCAUCGAUAUUUCUUCGGGGGCCGCUUCGAGUUCGAAACUGUAA
This is a messenger RNA of Diaporthe citri, 1035 nucleotides long. RefSeq lists its product as uncharacterized. Gene Ontology annotation, molecular function: oxidoreductase activity. Bases 1 to 1035 code for a protein of 344 amino acids. The record is from RefSeq and is a predicted model, not a curated record. The transcript is spliced from 5 exons. Lineage: Eukaryota; Fungi; Ascomycota; Sordariomycetes; Diaporthales; Diaporthaceae.